This is a messenger RNA of Lepisosteus oculatus (spotted gar), 3720 nucleotides long. Its product is annotated as thyrotropin-releasing hormone receptor-like. NCBI's taxonomy places the organism in Eukaryota, Metazoa, Chordata, Actinopteri, Semionotiformes, Lepisosteidae. Gene Ontology annotation, biological process: phospholipase C-activating G protein-coupled receptor signaling pathway. Gene Ontology annotation, molecular function: thyrotropin-releasing hormone receptor activity. Gene Ontology annotation, cellular component: membrane. The record is from RefSeq and is a predicted model, not a curated record.
GCACCGACUGAAAGGAUCGCAAGCGGUUCCCGAGCAUCUAUAAGUAGCUGCACUGCACAGAUACUGCGCUUCUCCAAGAAUCGAAAAACUUCUUAAGCCAUGGAAUACUUUUCGGAACCCAUGAGCAAAUAAGGGCGGAUCAGGAAAACCAGUCUGUGGAAAAACCCAGCAAGGCUGUGAUUUGCACAAUGGAGAACUCCACCGUCACCCUCUACAUAGAAUUCAACUCCACUGUCAACCAGACUCUGACCAAAAUGCCCCAGAACUCUCUGGAGGUUCAGGUGGUCACUAUUUUGCUGGCGCUGUUGAUAUGUGGCGUGGGCAUCGCGGGAAACAUCAUGGUCGUGCUGGUCGUUGUCCGAACCAAACACAUGAUGACACCAACCAACUGCUACCUAGUGAGCCUGGCGAUCGCAGACCUUAUUGUGUUACUGGCUGCCGGACUUCCCAACAUCUCGGAUGUGGUCGCCUCCUGGGUCUACGGCUACGCCGGCUGCCUCUGUAUCACCUAUCUGCAGUACCUGGGCAUCAACGUGUCCAGUUGCUCCAUCACCGCCUUUACCAUUGAACGAUACAUCGCCAUCUGCCACUCCAUCAAAGCGCAGUUCAUCUGCACCGUGUCCCGGGCGAAGAAGAUCAUCGCGGGUGUCUGGAUUUUCACCUCGGUCUAUUGCAUCAUGUGGUUCUUCCUGGUGGACACGAACGAGAAGGUCUACGCAGAUGGCGUGGUGGUCAAGUGUGGUUACCGCGUCUCCCGCAAUCUCUACAUGCCCAUAUACUUUUUGGACUUCACCUUGUUCUACGUCAUUCCGCUCGUUCUGGCUACCGUGCUUUACGGUCUCAUCGCCCGGAUUUUAUUCAUGAAUCCCCUCCCUACCAAUCCUCACGACAGAAUUGGCCAUGACUCCAUUCACCAGGGGCGGUCGAACAACGCCGUUAAGCUGUCCUGCAAGUCAAAUAAAGGGGCCAUGUCGUCAAGAAAACAGGUCACGAAAAUGCUGGCGGUGGUGGUAGUUCUCUUUGCCCUGCUGUGGAUGCCAUACCGGACUUUGGUGGUGGUGAACUCCUUCAUGAACCCCCCCUAUCUCAACACCUGGUUCGUGCUCUUCUGCAGGAUGUGCAUCUACAUGAACAGCGCCAUCAACCCCAUCAUCUACAACCUGAUGUCCCAGAAAUUCCGCGCUGCCUUCAAGAAGCUGUGCAAGUGCAAGCAGCCGAGGCCUGAGAAGGUUACUAAGUACAACAUGCCUGUUUACUACAGCGUGAUGAAGGACUCCUCUCACGAGAGCCCAGAUCAUGAUGUCACGGAGCAAGAGGACUUGAACGGUUGCCCCAUUCCCAGCAAGAAAGUUAACUUUAUGGACAAAUGCAAUGACACCAACACUGCAUUUAGCGUUGCUUGAAGCCACCUCCUCUUGACUGCACGCCUACCCCCACGCACCUGUCUGUAGAGUCCAUGUUAGAUUUAGAAGACACAGAGAUUUUUAAUGCUUGUCCGUGGUCCUGUUUAAGUACCAUAAAAAGAUUUUCCUAGAUGUUAUCUUUAACAUUUACAGUCGACAUAUAAGCUACAUUUUAAAAACUGGUGAAGGUACAGUAAUCGUCAAACAUUACACCUGGGGAAAUGUGACUUUUGGUAUUUGAUUUUGUAAUAAAAUUGCCUCGAAUCAAAGAAAAAAAAACCCAAUUCGACAUAGAGAUUCACUAGGCAUUUUACAUACUCUAUGUUAACAGGAAAUCUAAUUAGUUAAUAGAUAAUUAACACAUUUCAUUCAGUGAAAGUAAAAGCUGUAACAUUUAUGGGUGCCUUAAAGAAAUCAAGUUUAACUUUUUUUUUUGCGGACAAGAUGUUGUUAAAAGACUCACGGUCCUUAAUUGAUGUACAGUAAUAAGGUUUCUUUUAAAGGUUUUCUUUUAUGUAAGACAGGAAUAUAUCACUUUUUAUAUUGUCCAUCACUAUGUAUGAUUUAUACGAGAUUUUGAAAAUCAGCUUUAGUUGCUAAGGAAGGCAUUUUCCUGCAUCCCUAUGAAAGCUGGGUCCAAGCAAAACCUCAGACUUGUUCCUUCUCUACAUUAUUAUUACAGGAAUGUGAGUCUCCUACAAUUAGAAAUUGGUUAUAGCUUAAGCAGAAUAAAAAAAAAUGGAAUGAAAAAAAAGAUAAUCUUUUUACAAAAUAUUUCAGUUUUCAUUCUCAAAUACAAUCUGGUCCAUUGGGGAUCAUGUUUUGCACAAUAUGAAUGCACAAACAAUGGUUGGUGAUGCACGUAUUUAUACAUAAGUACAGUAUGUGUUCCUGUGUAUGUACAGUAUAUGGUUUAUAGAACUGCUUCAUUAGAAGCGAUUACUUUAACACAUCUGAAUGAACAGCUUUAAAGAUCCAGAUCGAUAGAAAAUACAUUAUAUUUUUGAAUGGCAUUGCUAUAAAAUCUUUGAGCAUAGGUGAUUGAAUUAUUUAAAAAUAACUGUCUACAGAAAAACAUAGCUUAAUGUAACAUAUUGCAAUAAAUAUGAGAUCAGGAUUUGGAAAUAAACUAUAUAUGUAAUGUCUGGUUUACGUGGUAAAAAAAAAAAAAACUUGAGUCCUUUUUCACCUAGUGUGGAUUUACUGUAUAUUUAGUAUAUAUGGAUUCGGAAAUUGACAUGAAACAGUACAACUGAAAGAAUGGGAAGGACAACUGGCUAUUCAACAACCCACAACAGUCCUGGAAUGAAUGAAACCAAAUGUGAGAACCUAUUUCUCAAUGAAGUGAGUAUUUACUGUGUAAAUAAUGUACAGAUUGUGGUUUAUUUAUUUUGCGUUGUUGUUCAAUGCAUAUGGAUGUUGUUCUUAAAAUAUUUUGUGUAGCGCUACAUGCAUUUUGUACAGACAUGUACAGAAUGCUAGUUUUACUGUAAAACAUUGAAUAAUGAGCAGCCUUGUCUGGUGAAACAAGCUGUGUAUUCCACCCAGGACAUAAUGUCUUUAUUUUUUUUUAUAUUGCAAAGAUUGUAUCCAUUUGGCCCUGUAGUUACUGGGAUGUUUUGCUAAGUUUUUGUUAAUUUACACAGCAAGUAAUCAAUACAAAUCAGUUACUGUAUGUUUUCUUGCCUAUUUCCCUAAGGGAACAGCUGAUCAUUUUUCCUAUAUUGAAUAUUGACGCAUAAUUACUAAGUGUACUAGCUCUUCCAUGUCCAAUCACAAUAUGGCAAGAAGAAAUUAAAUCCUGUUCUAGAGUGCUCCUGAUGUGAUAUGGGAGAGUCUGUACACUUAGUAAUUAAGUCGCUGCGUUCAAUUUUGCAAAGACAGAAUGAACAUUAGAAAGGUUAUAAACCAGAAGGAGGCUAUUCAGCCCAUCUAGACCCUUUGGUAAAAUGGGAAGAUAAAUAAUGUACUGUAAGAACUCAGCUAAAGGUAGAAAAGAGAAGUGGUCAUUCAGUCCCCAAGAUGACUGCUAGUGGAUGUGUGGUCUCUUCCUGACUUUUCUUGAAGGACCCUGGGGAGUCUCCUUCAAGAAGAUGGCAGGGCAGUGUAUACCAGACCCCCUCCUCCCCCACAACGUUUUUGUGUGAUUUAUUGUCACAUUUCAUUCACACAUCUCAAAAUUCUGUCUCUUCUCACUCUUCUCUGAAGAUCACUUCAGAGAAUUCACGUAAGUGUGCCUGCAUCUGAGUGUGACCAGACUUCAAGAAGUGUACUUUCCUGGCUCUUUUGAAAAAAAAAAACAUUAAAAAGGUUGAGC